This is a messenger RNA of Alternaria ethzedia, 864 nucleotides long. RefSeq lists its product as uncharacterized. NCBI's taxonomy places the organism in Eukaryota, Fungi, Ascomycota, Dothideomycetes, Pleosporales, Pleosporaceae. The coding region runs from base 1 to 864 and encodes 287 amino acids. The record is from RefSeq and is a predicted model, not a curated record. The transcript has 2 exons.
AUGGAGGAUAGCCCGCUUUCCAUCGCCGCCAACAUCGCCGGCAUUCUCACCUUCGCCGCUGCCAUCCUCGCAGCCGCCUACAUUCGCUACACAACGCUGAGCAAUGGCCUUUUGGAAAUGGCGACGGUUCGUUCUUCCGUUGAGGCCAAUCUCCAAGACCUUAGGAUGAUAGGUUUGAGAAGCCGGCUCGUAAUCAAGGAAAGCGAUGAUGGCGACACCGCCUGGCUGAAGAAACUGAUCGUUUCUAUCUACUCUGUCGAAAUCGUCACCAGCGUUUACGUCAAGCGCGCAGCCGGUCUGGACACCUCGAGCAUGUUAUCCCGACUGCCAGAUUGCCCAAUUGUUGGGGUUACGCCCACGACGUGGAAUGAUGCGCUUAGAGAAGCUAAGGAGGUGAGCAUGGAAAUUGGUUCUAUCCACGAUGAAAUUGAGGCGAAAUCCAUAUCAAAACGCUCAAACUAUCUGGCAUCUGCGCUCCAGGCUACACUGAGGUUGGGUUCAACUCCGCAGCUCGUGCGCUGGUAUCGGGUGCGGGACCGAGUCUUUGAGAAGAUACGCCAGAGGGAACACCUGCGGUCGCGACUUCUGUCCCAUCAGAUCACCAUGGCGAACUCUGCUGCUAGCAGGAAUAAUAAUACACUUCAACAGCUUCUGAAGCAGCAAGCAGAGUUCAAUGUUCAGUUAGAAGAGCUCACUCGAUUAGUCACGGCAACAAAUCAAGACUCAUCCCAACCAAAGAGCGUUGACGAAAGUAAUAGCCCAACAGAGACGCAAAAACAGGUGUUGCCUGGCCAACAAGAAGAAGUUGAGCGGCAUACAGGCGCCGAGGCCUGGGAACUUGAGACAACCAAUUGUUGCGAAUAG